AUGCCCACCGAGAGAGACAGCACCUCAGAGCCAUCUGUCGAUGCCGGCAAGCCCGACUGGACCGCCGUGCAGAGUAAGGUCAUGGAUGUCGAGAUCGUCAAGAACCUUCCUCCUGCUGAGCCUGCGGAGAAUCCAUCUCCUCAGCAAGGCAGUCGCCCAGCUCCUCAUGGAGCCGAACAAUCGACUUCUCUAGUCGUUGUAGCUCCGCGUUCUCACCCAACUGGAUCGACCCGUGCUGGCAUUGCCACAUACCAUGAGGACGCCAUCUAUGCCAACCUUCACCACGGAAUCCCGGGCAAUCAGUUCGACUUCAACAGUGAAGACAUACAACCUCUCAUCAAUCUCUUUGCACCGAGUCAAAAGUGCAUGGUGCGACACAACGAUGCCUGGACGGCAGUCGAGUUCCUUGGACCCCCGCGUGCCGUCACGGCUGCCCAAAGCCAAGUGUUGGAGCAUGUUACAAUGGGUACCAACAACGAUGCCACAGGUGCCGUCCACGGCUUGCGAAUCUACUUCUUCCAAGACUCAAUUAGUUCCCGCCGGCCGCAAAGCAUUGAUCAGGUCAUGGUCUCCCUCUUCCGCGUUUACAGCAAAGAUCCCAACGCCGAGAACGACUUCUCGCGAGACCCCAUCGAUAAUCACGAGUGGAAGGAAUUCAAUAUGGAAAGAAGAAACUGA
This is a messenger RNA of Colletotrichum aenigma, 678 nucleotides long. RefSeq lists its product as uncharacterized. The record is from RefSeq and is a predicted model, not a curated record. NCBI's taxonomy places the organism in Eukaryota, Fungi, Ascomycota, Sordariomycetes, Glomerellales, Glomerellaceae. The transcript has a single exon. Bases 1 to 678 code for a protein of 225 amino acids.